AUGGGGGGCCGUGCCCUUUCGCCCGGAGGCGCUUUGUUGAGAACCUCGCGACUCUUCUCAGUGCCGAAACCCCUUCCGGAGCCGCCGUCGACUAACCUUCACAUUGGCGACCACAAGUCAUCCACCAUGACGAGGCAGUAUCCUCGGCACCAGUCAAUCACAUCCCCGAUAUCGUCGAGAGAGAAGGGAGACUGGGGCUACAAGCGCCCGUUCCCCCUGAAAUCCACCAUGGCCACCUCCACCCCCUUUAUUCGGAUCAAGCAGGUCGACUCGAUCGAAAACGUCACCGAUUUUGCGUCCGCGGCCGACCACUCCCUGUCGCUGGAGAAGUUUCAAGAGUUGCGCGUCGCCAUGUCCAUUCCGAGAAGCAAAGAACUCAGGCUGUUUAGCGCCUCUUCCAAACGGACCGACUUGUGGCCAGUGUCCGUCUUCGAGGAGGACAGGGACUUUACGGAUCCCAGGGGCGGCAAAGAGGACGACGACAAGAGGUGGAAGUUUAGAGGUCCUUGGCUAGCCAGACUCAGCGAGGGCGACUUCAACCAGUAUCUGCGAAAGGCGGUGCAUCCGAAACGCGCGCAGUUUCGCGCCCUUCUCAAGUCAAAGCUGGCCGAGGACAUGACGGUGCGGCGGAACAAGAAUGCCAUGGAGAAUGGCCUGCCGGCGCUGCCGAAAAUCAUGCCGCGCGACAUCACAGAGGAGCAGUUUACCCAGUAUCUGCGGAGCUUGCGCAACGAUCGCGCCACCUUGUACGCCCUGGUUUCCGAGUUCCUCGACCUGGCGCCGCUCGGUGCCCCUGUCGGCGUGAAGGAAGCCCUGAGCAACUACAUGUACCUGGAAAUCACCAGCCCUUACGGCGAAUCGGGCCCGCCAUCUAGCCAUCCGUCUGCGGGCAUCAGCUAUUUGCGAACCGUGUCCUUCAUGGAGAACCACCCCGUCUACGGCCCCCAGGCACGUCGAACGCCGGUUCUUGCCCGGGUGGUGCUUCCCAAAAUCGGCUACAAUAGAGCCAAGCUUGGCGUCGGAGGCUUCGUUGCCGACGUUCCAGCCGGGCAAAACGAGUUCAACGUGAACUAUAAACCCGGCAGAUUCCAGAGCAGUCGCAAAGUCCUCAAUGGCAUAAGUCACCUUGACACGACAACCUUUGGCGGCGCAAAAGCCUUUGUCGAAACGCGAACCGCUCAUGUUGACCCCAGCGGGAAGAUUAUUCUGGAACUUCGGGAGGCUAGCUCAGAGGGCCAAGUCAUUGUCAGGGAAGCCAAGGGCCUUGUGGACAUCUACGACCCGGAGAAACGCCAGAGCCACAGUGACGGGUAG
Messenger RNA from Ustilaginoidea virens, 1314 nucleotides. RefSeq lists its product as uncharacterized. The transcript has a single exon. Gene Ontology annotation, cellular component: mitochondrial small ribosomal subunit. Bases 1 to 1314 code for a protein of 437 amino acids. The record is from RefSeq and is a predicted model, not a curated record. Gene Ontology annotation, molecular function: structural constituent of ribosome. Lineage: Eukaryota; Fungi; Ascomycota; Sordariomycetes; Hypocreales; Clavicipitaceae. Gene Ontology annotation, biological process: mitochondrial translational initiation.